This is a messenger RNA of Pseudocercospora fijiensis CIRAD86, 1236 nucleotides long. RefSeq lists its product as uncharacterized. NCBI's taxonomy places the organism in Eukaryota, Fungi, Ascomycota, Dothideomycetes, Mycosphaerellales, Mycosphaerellaceae. The annotation marks the transcript as partial. The record is from RefSeq and is a predicted model, not a curated record. The transcript has a single exon.
AAAGGCCCUCGAAUCGUGCCCGAGAUUGACUUCAACGACAUUGACCACGCGAGUGAGGAAUUCCGAGCUGAACACAAGAAGCGUGGUGUUGCAGUCGUUCGAAAUGUCAUUCCAGAACAGGAGGCUUUGGCGCUGAAGAAGGAGCUCAGAGAGUACAUCGAAGCGAAUCCUCACACCAAGGCUUUCCCACCAGAAAGUCCACAGGUCUAUGAACUUUACUGGUCACCAUCUCAGAUCAAGGCACGCUCACAUCCUAGUCUGAUCAAGGCACAAAGAUUUCUCAUGGAGUUCUGGCAUUCCAAGGAUCCCACUGCCCCAGUAUCGUCUAGCCACCCUAUGAUCUAUGCGGAUCGUCUUCGCAUGCGCUUGCCAGGUGAUACAAAAUUCGCUCUAGGGCCUCACGUGGACGGCGGCUCAUGCGAACGCUGGGAGGAAAACGGCUAUGGUCGUGGUCAUGUGUAUGACAAGAUCUUCGAAGGCAAGUGGGAAGAAUAUGACCCUUGGGAGUCGAGCUGUCGUCUUCCGGUUGUGUCAGACCUCUAUCAAGGCGUCGGUGCAUGCAGCAUGUUUCGCAUGUUUCAAGGUUGGCUUUCAAUGAGCUCGACAGGGCCAUUUGAGGGCACAUUGCUGGUCAAUCCACUUCUCAGCAGAGCGACGGCUUACUAUCUGCUGCGGCCAUUUUUCUCCCCCAAGAAGCCCGCCCAAGAUCCAACUGCGGAGACUUACGAAGAGGCCUUUCUAUCACCUGAAAACUGGACCUUGUCGAAGGAUCCAGACUCGUGGCUGCAUGGUGCUACACCAGGGCAUGGUCAGGAACUUCGCGCUCAACUUCAUCCACAUCUGAAUCUACCUAGCUCAAUGGUCCACGUGCCGCGGGUCAAUCCUGGGGACUAUGUGAGCUGGCACUGCGACACCAUUCAUGCGGUAGAUCGAGUCCACGCAGGGAAAUCUGACUCCAGUGUCUUGUAUAUCCCAGCAUGUCCAUUGACGGUCUCAAAUGCGGAAUUCGUCGCUCGUCAACGAGAGGCAUUCCUUGCCGGCUAUCCUUGUCCUGACUUUGGGGGCGGGAAAGGCGAAAGCGAGCAUAUUGGACGACCUGGCGUCGAGGAAGUGAGGAAGGUCAAUCCUGUGGAAGGAAUGCGAGCUUUUGGAUUCAAGGAGUGGGACAGUUCGGAGCCCGGGUUGACUCCAGGUCAGCAGGAGGUUAUCCAUAAGGCAAACCAGACGCUCGGCUUU